This is a messenger RNA of Bactrocera dorsalis (oriental fruit fly), 2706 nucleotides long. RefSeq lists its product as uncharacterized. The record is from RefSeq and is a predicted model, not a curated record. Gene Ontology annotation, molecular function: zinc ion binding; nucleic acid binding. Lineage: Eukaryota; Metazoa; Arthropoda; Insecta; Diptera; Tephritidae. Bases 1 to 2706 code for a protein of 901 amino acids. The transcript has a single exon.
AUGAUUCCUUUCUCAGUCAAAGUAAAAAACCUAGCCGUGUUCCUACAAUCAGUAAAUGGUCAGCAGCACUUGUGUAACCCAACGUUGUUGGAGGAGCUUGUGGGUAAGCUACCCAUGAGCAAGAAACUCGAUUGGGCAAAAACCUCAUCGACGAUACAGCCAUAUCCUACAAUCAAAGAUUUCAGUACUUGGCUUAGUGGAGUGGCCGAUCUAAUAUGCACAGUACAAGAUAGUGGGCGGACUCAUUCGACCGAACCAAAGCGCCGCGUCCUUCUACAAACCGCAAACAACGCCAGAAAAAUCCUAUGUCCACUGUGCCAUGUUGGACACCACAUCUUCGAUUGUGACACGUUCAAUUCGCUAAGCAUCCGUGACAGAUGGAGCAAAGCCAAGCUCCUUCGCUUAUGUUUCUCUUGUCUUCAGGGUGGUCAUACCACAAGAGAUUGUCGCCGACGGAAAACCUGCAGAACGAACGGUUGUCAAAGAGUACAUAACAAACUGUUACACGAGCCACCGAGGAGCUUGUCAAAGAUGCAACGGGUUGAGAUUCCAUCUGGACCAACCACAGCCGAUGCAGUACUCAGUUGUGCAGAUAGUGGAAUGAAAAAACAAAAAGUGUUGUUUAGAAUAGUUCCAGUUACAGUGCAUAGCCACAAAGCUCGUAUCAAGACCUUCGCUCUACUGGAUGAAGGAUCAUCGAUAACUAUGGCCGAUUUUUCUUUGAUUGAGCAGCUCGGAGUAAAGGGUCACCAAAGCCGAGUAUCCUUACAAUGGUUGGGUGGAAGAGCUGCUACUGAUAAUGCAACUAUCGUCGACAUCGAGAUUAGUGGUUCCAGUUCAGGCCAGAAAUAUAAGUUGCAUCAUGUCUACGGCAUCCAGGAUUUACAACUUCCGAUACAAAGUUUACAGAAAGCUGACGUAGAUGAAGCUUGCUUGAAAAGGUUGCCUAUUCAAACAUACGACAACGUUCCAAAGUUGCUUAUUGGAUUAGACCACAGUCACUUGGGAAUCCCUAGUGAAAUCGAAACCCUACAAUAUAAUGGUCCUUAUGCCGCACGUACUAAGUUAGGUUGGGUCGUCUUCGGGCCGACUGAUAACUUUAAUCAAGGGAAGACGUCGUGUUUGCAUAUGUCCGUCUCGGAAGAUAAAUAUCUGCAUGAUGUGGUGGCCGAUUACUUUAGUGUCGAGAGCUUCGGUGUACGUCCAGCACCACUCGUCGAGCCCGACGAUGAUAAGAGAGCGCGUCAGAUACUCGAGUCCACGGUCACGAAGGUUAACGGACGUUUCCAAGCCGGUCUCCUGUGGAAACGAGAUAAUGUUCAGCUCCCCGACAGCUACUCCAUGGCCGAGAGAAGACUGGUCGGAAUCGAGCGUAAGAUGAGGCGAGACGAAACAUUUGCCCGAGAGUAUCGUGCUAUCAUUCGGGAUUAUGUUAAUAAUAAUUAUGCCAGAAGGUUGAGCCCGGAAGAAGCUGCAAUUACUUGUCGAAGAACAUGGUACCUUCCACACUUCGGUGUGAUGAAUGUCAAUAAGCCUGGUAAACUGCGCCUAGUGUUUGAUGCCGCCGCAACCGUCAACGGUUGUUCACUAAACAGUUACCUGCUAAAGGGUCCUCAACAAUAUCAACCAAUGCCGACAGUACUUUUUAAUUUUCGUGUUGGCGCAAUUGCCAUCGCCGCCGAUAUUAAGGAGAUGUUUCACCAAAUUUCUAUAAGAGAAGAAGAUAGAAGUGCCCAAAGGUUUCUUUGGAGGGACGGUAACGAGAAGAUUCGUCCGGACGUAUACGAAAUGUUGGUGAUGACAUUUGGAGCCGCAUGCUCGCCUUGCACGGCCCAGUAUGUCAAAAAUAUUAACGCACUUGAGUACCGCGAAAGCUGUCCAAGAGCCUACGACUCUAUCACAAAGCAUCACUAUGUUGAUGACUUCGUGGAUAGUUUCGACAACGUUAAAGAAGCCAUUGAAAUAGCCAAUGAAGUCAGACUUAUUCACAAGAAUGCCGGGUUUGAACUACGCAACUUUUCUUCGAAUUCCCUAGAAGCCAAAAUCGCACUGAAUGGUUAUAAACCGGAACAACUGACAAAUAGCCUAGUCACAUUAGCAGUAGAACGCGUUCUUGGAAUGUAUUGGCAACCAAGUAGCGACGUACUUAGUUACACACUCAAAUUUAACAACGUGGACGCUGAAGUCAUCAGUGGACACAAACGGCCGUCGAAAAGGGAGCUACUAAGCAUAGUCAUGUCAGUAUUUGAUCCGCAUGGGUUUUUAUCCAAAUUUAUGGUCAACGCAAAAUUGUUGGUGCGCGAAUCGUGGCGUUACGAAUUGCGGUGGGAUGAGCCUCUGCCUGAACCUAUAUGUAAAGAGUGGGACAAGUGGCGCCGUCAGUUGAAAAAUGUAUUGAAUUUUCGAGUCCCUCGCCACUAUUUUGCUCGUGGACCACCUGCCGAAGUGCAACUUCACAUCUUCGUAGAUGCCAGUGAGGAUGUAUUUGCAGCUGUAGCCUACUGGAGAGCAACAUAUUCAGAUAACAAAGUUUGCGUCGUACUCGUAUGUGCCAAAACGAGGUGUGCUCCACUGAAACCAAUGACUAUUCCACGCCUUGAAUUGCAGGCAGCCGUCUUAGGAACUCGACUGCUAGAGACUAUCGCCAAAGAUCAUUCAGUUGAAAUCAAAAAACGCGUGAUGUGGAGCGAUUCCAAACAGUUCUGA